Molecule: messenger RNA, 1554 nt
Organism: Alternaria atra
Lineage: Eukaryota; Fungi; Ascomycota; Dothideomycetes; Pleosporales; Pleosporaceae
Exons: 3
Coding region: 1-1554 (517 amino acids)
Biological process (GO): sphingosine biosynthetic process
Cellular component (GO): cytoplasm; intracellular membrane-bounded organelle; membrane
Source: RefSeq, a predicted model, not a curated record
AUGGCCUCGAUGGCUGGCUCCGACGAUCCCUUUAGCGACCCUCUUCUCGAUACCACCACUCCUUCGCAACCACCACAUUCGUCUGAACCUACGCAGGAGCAUACCAACGUUCCCGAUACACUCGCUGUUGGCAGAAAUGCCUCGUUAACCUUGGGAACCGAUUCCCUCAUCGUCUUAGAUGAAGCGCUUCUAGAUAGCAAAAGCGCCAGCUGCUGCGGCCUGUCUCUUGCUGGCAAGAACAAAUCCACUCGUUCCAUACCCUUUUACCACAUCCUCUGGGCUGAGCACUCCGAGGAUGGUCAGGUCACCAUACAAUACGCGCAAACCAUAUCGAAGAAAGGCGUUCGUCCCGCUAUUGUUAGCUACGCCCUCGACAAACCAGACAGCCGCUUAACAGAAGCCUGGAUAGAGAAGCUCUUGUCUCGCGCAUACGGCGCAUCGCAACGCCGCAAACGAAUCAAAGUGCUCGUCAACCCCUUUGGCGGACAAGGCGGCGCCGUAAAAACAUACCACAAACUCAUCGCGCCCAUCUUCGCCGCAGCCCGCUGCGACCUCGACGUCGAGAAAACCACACACAACGGCCACGGCGUGGAAAUCGCACAAGAGCUAGACAUCGAAGCAUAUGAUGUCGUAGCCUGCUGCUCCGGCGACGGCAUCCCCCACGAAGUGUGGAACGGCCUGGGUAAACGACAGGAUGCUGCUCGUGCGCUGCACAAAGUCGCCGUCGCGCAGCUACCUUGCGGAUCAGGCAAUGCUAUGAGUCUGAACUUCAACGGCACCGACGACCCCAGCCUCGCCGCCCUCGCAGUCGUAAAGGGCAUCCGAACACCCCUCGAUCUCUCCUCGGUAACACAAGGCGACCGCCGUACACUCUCCUUCCUCUCCCAAGCCGUUGGCAUAGUAGCCGAAACCGAUCUUGCAACGGAGCACCUCCGCUGGAUGGGCGCUGCACGCUUUACCUGGGGUUUCCUCGUGCGUCUGAUCAACAAAACGUGUUACCCAGCCGACAUUGCCGUAAAAGUCGAAUACGACAACAAGACGGCCGUCCGCGAAGCUUACCGCACUGAAUCCUCUAAACCCCCUGGCAGCAACGACGACGAUCGCACGUUACCCGCUCCCGACGCCGGUCUCCCGGGCUUGAAAUACGGCACAGCAAAUGACCCCUUGCCCUCUGGUUGGGAACUCAUCCCCCACGACAAGCUCGGCAACUUCUACGCCGGAAACAUUGCUUACAUGUCCCCCGACGCGAAUUUCUUCCCUGCGUCUCUCCCUGCGGACGGCUGUCUCGACCUCAUCCGCAUUCGGGGAGAUAUUCCGCGACAUACGGCCAUCAAGACGCUGCUGGCGAUUGAGAAUCAUACUUUUUUCGAUCUGGAACAUGUGGAUUACCAGAAGAUUAGUGCGUAUAGGAUUAUUCCAAAAGGCCAGCGUGAUGGGUAUAUCAGUAUUGACGGGGAGAGAGUGCCGUUUGAGGGGUUUCAGGUCGAGGUGCAUAGGGGGUUGGGCACGGUGUUGAGUAAGAGUGGACAUUUGUGUGAGGCGAGGGGUGUGUGA